Molecule: messenger RNA, 1526 nt
Organism: Oryza brachyantha (malo sina)
Lineage: Eukaryota; Viridiplantae; Streptophyta; Magnoliopsida; Poales; Poaceae
Product: transcription factor MYB53-like
Exons: 3
Coding region: 1-1170 (389 amino acids)
Source: RefSeq, a predicted model, not a curated record
AUGGGGAGGUCGCCGUGCUGCGAGCAGGACGCCGACGUGAAGAAGGGGCCGUGGACGCCGGAGGAGGACAAGCUGCUGGUGGACUACAUCCGCAGGAACGGCCAUGGCAGCUGGCGCCGCCUCCCCAAGAACGCCGGCCUCAACCGCUGCGGCAAGAGCUGCCGCCUCCGCUGGACCAACUACCUCCGCCCCGACAUCAAGCGCGGCGACUUCACCGACGACGAGGAGCGCCUCAUCAUCAACCUCCACGCCACCCUCGGCAACAAGUGGUCAUCCAUCGCCACCAAGCUCAAGGGGAGGACGGACAACGAGAUCAAGAACUACUGGAACACGCACCUCCGCAAGAAGCUUCUCAACCAGGGCAUCGACCCCGUCACGCACCGCCCGCGCACCGACCUCCUCGCCGGCCUCCCCAACCUCCUCGCCGCCGCCAACCUCGGGGGCGCCGCCGCCGCCCAGCUACCCUUGGACAUCAACGCCAUCAAGCUCCAGGCCGACGCCGCCAAGUUCCAGAUUCUUCAGGGCCUCGUCCGCGUGCUCGCCUCCGCCACCGCCGCCCCCGCCCCCGCCGCCGCGCCAUCUGCUAUGGACCUCAUGACCAUCCUCGGCGCCAUCACUGGCGCCAACUCCGGUGGGCUACUCGGCCAGCAGCAGCAGCAGCUCUCCAGCGUUGACCUGAGCCGGCUCGGCCAGUACGACGGCAACUACAGCCUGCCGCCGUUGACCAACAGCUGCUCUCCGCAGCAGCAGCAGCCCAUGAGGCCGCCUCCCAUGUCGUCGAGCAUGUCCCUCGACGGCAUGCUCGACCGCCUUGUCAGCGGCACCGGCGUUCCUUCCGGGGACGUCAUGAGCUCGCCGGAGCUUUGCCACGGCGGGGACGGGCUUAGCUCGCCGGCGCUCGGCCAUACACCGGUGGCGACGCCGUCGAUGGUAGCGUCAGAGGAUCAGUGCAAUACACCCGGCGGCGGCGGCGGCAUGACGUCGUGCGAGCAGACGCCGGUGGCGUCGAGCACGUUCGACGGGCUGGCGAGCCUGAACCUUGACGACGUCGACAUCGUCAACAUGGAAGUUUGUUGGACGGACGUGUUGCUAGAGCCACUCCCAGCAUGGUUGAGCAACAGCAACCCAAGUGAUAUGUAUUUUCCAAAAAACAACACGGGUGAGAUGUGAUAAAGAUCAGCUAGGAAGGGAUACAAAAUGGAGAUAUGAAAACAAAAACAAAAGGAGAGAAUUAUUGGAUCGGUUGAUGUCAAGUUUUUAUUUGUUUGUUCACAUCAGAAAAGGUGGUUUGAUCCACUUCUAGUUAUGUAUAGAAAGAAAGAAACACACAUAAGAACAUGAACACUCGAACUCGAUCAGUAGUGUUUUUUUGUUUGUUUAGUUUUAUUAUUUCUUUACAAGAAGGGAAAAUAUAUAUGUAAUGACAGGUAGCUUGGGACAUGAAAUUUUAAAACAUUUUCCUUUUCACUGUCCAAGUGUGACGACUAUUCAGAUAUGUACUUAAUUAAUUGUUGACGCAACAUUUA